CAAAUAUUGCGAAUAAUGCGGCAGUGGUGCGUUUUUAGGCGGGCGAUAGGGUGGCUGAUCUUGGAGCACCGGAGAAUCAUUUUGUGGUAUCCAAGAAUCUUUUUGAUUCGGCUCCUAAUGAGACAAAAUUACUGAGAGGGAGAUACGUGUGUGUGUGUGUGUGUGUUUUGCUGAGAGGGGGCGCUGAGAGAGGGCGUCCGCGGUAGCCGAUGUAGCAUUCGGAUGAGCCGAAGAUGGUAGCCGAAGGAAACUUUGGGUCUUUUGGCCUCCCAACAGCGCACAGUGAUGCUCAUAGAGAGUUUAGUCUUCUCACAGUUGUUGAGCUACGGAGUUGGAUGUGCUACAUCUCAGUUUAGUGAGACAGAGAGAGAGAGUGCGCAAGUUUAAAAGAGCGAGAUAGAGAAAUAAUCGCUUUUUUUAUAUACUCAAAAAAAAAAUCACACGAAUUUCAUAUCAUUUUGAUAUUUUCACAAAAUAGCACACAUACGCUUACUACGUUAGGCAGCACGUCACCAAUACACACUGACAGCUCAUUGAGUGUUUAGUGUGCCUUUAAUGUGUGAGUGAAAGCGCAAUAGAGUGUGCGAGAGGCAUAAGUUGAUAAAUAGCCCUAUAAACAUAUUUACUUGUGAUUAGUAGUCAGUGGAUUUUUGCACUACAAAACUCCUCGUUGUGCUUCAAAUAACGUGUUCGAAGUGAAGAAAAAAAGAAGCCCACAUAGAGUGCAGUUACAUUUUUUUUAUUGAUUAAAUUUAUUUCAAUAUCUCAACUUUUUGUUGCUCUUACAUGACUUUGUGGUUACCCUGUGAAAGUUAAUUAAUUGAGAUUUUUUUUGGAUUAAAUUUGGACAAAACAAAUUUCAUCGAUUAAUCGUUGAAAUGAUCAUAAUUUUCCAUCGAAUUGAUUUUUCAUCGAUUUUUUAUUUUGUUAAUCUGAAAAGUAUGUUUUGAGUGAGGAACUGCUUUUGCGACUAGUUUAAGCCGUUUAGUCGUGUGACGUGUACAGUGUACAUCUUUACAAAGUGAAGAAAAAUUUAUAUUUUCUAAAAAAAGGAAAUAUUUCUCGACAUAAAAAAAUAAUAACAAAGAUUUAAAAAAAAUAAUAUUCCAGUAAAAAUGCAAAGAUAAAAAAAUAAAAUAAUAGAAAAAAGUGCUAAAAUUGCGCAUAAUUUUUUUGUGGCUUACAAUUAUUGAAAUAAAGAGAGACUUGUAGUAUACGACAAACAUAAUAAUUUAAAGAAGGCAGUUGAGACCGAAAAAUUCUUCCGUCUCACUCUUUAUUUUAUUUUGCCAUGGUGUUUGUGUGAUUUUCAGCUGUAUUUGCCGUUGGUGUCAGCAGAAAAACGAGAAAGACUAGUGAAGAAUAAUAAUAAAAAAAAACACCACAUCAAGUGAAAUUAAAAUUAUUACAUUUUACAUGUAAUGGAAGUGAAGGCUUUUGGACCAGCAACCGCUUAUCAUGGACCAUACACAUUUUACAGUCAGGUGCAAAUUGUAUCUUUUGUGCCAUCAUCGAGUGGUGUCUCGUCACCGCCAUCAGGUUCCAGUUCUCCAACAUUUAUCCUACCCCACGAUAUAAACCCAAAACCUGUCCACAAUAACAAUGUUAAUACACGGCGGAAGAAUGUUCCGCGUCGGAGUGAAUCUAUUGUGUCGAAUGAGGAACAUCGGAGUAUAUCCGUGUUGAGAUUGGGAGACUGUGUUCCUGUACGUCCAUGGAGUGAUCAGCCUAUUGCCUGCCUGGCUGAGAUUCGGAUGGUGUGGCGAGAUAGGAAUGAACAGUGUCUGCUUAUUGGACUGCGUCUAUAUUUCCUGCCCGAGAAUACACCCACAGGACGCACUGGUCAGGGUGAGGAUGAGGUUGUGGCCAUUUCAGAUCGUGUUGUGAUCAAGGGGGAUGAUCUUCUGUCAUGGCUGGAUGCUAAUCUUGAGUGGAAUUGGGGCUUUAGGGUGGACAGAAGAGACAUGAAGAUGUAUCCAGAACCAUCAGCUUUUGUGCCUCGUGUAUCCGUGGUCAGUUUUUCCAAAUACUGCCGCUUCAGGGCGCUGAUGAAGCGCAUGGAGAAUUUUGAGAAUGGCUGGCUGAAAAGCCAUCUAAUUGAUGCCUUGGGGGGUAGUGCUAUUGAGUUUUCCUGCAAUCGCAUUAUGUUCUGCAAGGAGACCUUUGACUAUCCCGAAUUGGAGACACAUGAAUUGCUUUGCAAUCAUUUGGCUCCAAAAUUUAAAGGAAGACCACGUGGCAGGAGAAAGAAGAUUGUGUCUGAAGCUCAGCAUCAGGGUGUCAAGUAUGAGGAUUCUAGUGAUUCGGAGUCAGCUGCCGAGUCAGAAUCUUCGAGUUGUUCGUCAAAGAUGAAUUUUGCCAAGGCAAAACUAGAGGUGCAACAGCAUUUGAGAUUCAGUCAAAGAAGUCAACGGGUUAGGCUGAAAACGGAACAAAGUACGGAAACUACGGAGAAUGAUAGUGAGAUGAAUGAAGAGAAGAUAAAGGCUAAGAAGGAGAAUGAGAGGAAAUUUCUCACGGAUCUUCAUCAAUUUAUGGUAGAGAGGAAGACACCUAUACCCAAGGUUAUGUGGCUGAGCCUUAGGCGAGUGAAUUUGUAUGAUAUCUACACGAGGGUGCAAGAGUUCGGAGGGUACGAGACUGUGAGUGUCAAUCGUCUGUGGAAGGCUCUGAAGAGAAAUAGUCCGGGAUUGACGCACAAGAAGUACGAGAAGGUGCUGUUGCCUUUUGAACUGCACCAGCGGAGUCUGCAAGAAUCCGAUGAGACUUGCAAGCGGGAAAAAGUAGCAGAAGAUGAUCAUGGAUGUACUUUGGCCAAUGGUCAAAUUGUGUCAUCACAGAAAGGCAUUAAAGUGGAGAAAAUUGAGCCAGAAUUGAGUCGAGAGCAGAUGACGGAGAUUCAGAAUAAGGUGAAGGCCAAGGAGCUCAAGCAGCAUGAGAAGGAGCGCCAGAAGAUGCAGGUUUCCGUUCCAGUGACUGUUAUUGUUGGUUCAUCUCCUGGCCACGAAGAGCAGACUACAACAUCAUCGCAGCAAAUUCAAAUACAGCAACCACGCACCACUAUUACGGUCCAUCAGACAACUAUUCACCCUCAGGUGUCUGGCAGUGGGAAUGUGACGAAGAGUAGCAGUCAACAGAUCACCAAUCAAAUUCAGAUAACCAAUGAGAUAAAGAUACAGCAGAUAACACUCCCCAAGGGCACCAAAGGGAGCGACUCCAGUGACAAUGGUGAUGAGAAUGGGGGAGGUGGUGGGAAGGUACCAUCACUUCGGCAUAUCCGUGUUAAAGCAAAUGGACGGAAAUUCCCAGAGAAUGUGCCCACGAUUGAUUUGCGCGGUGACAGUGAUGAAGAGGUGACGGUCAGUUCGAAAAUUAGUGCCAUGUUUCCGCUAAUUCGCAAGAGAAAGCUGGAUAUUUUGCGUGAAGGUGGCCUCGAGGUGACACCAAUUAGAUCCAAGGAUGUUGGUCAACCACUGAAACAGCCCCGUUUGGCGCCAAAUCAGGAGCAAAGUGUAUUCCGGAAGGUGGAGAAUAUCCCAAAAUUUCAGUCCAAAUGCAUGUUUACGCAGUCUGGAAAGGUUUUUGGGAAUCCCAAGGAGAAUGUCUCACAGAGAAUGGUCAGUAGUGUGCCUAGUACUAGUAGUGCUACUGAGGUGCUAGAUCUGACAGCUAAGAAACCCAGUGGGCGUUCCACACAGGGUCAGAGUGGAGGAAUGGCCAGCAUUAUACCCAAUUUUCCUGCACUCACCAAUCCCAAUCUCAUGAUAUCUUUUGUGCCACCAGCUCUGCCACCUAAUUUGGGGGAUACAAAAGCCCUGGGUUAUGGGAAUUUUCUGCCACAAGUGCUGUCAGAUGCACCUAGAUUGCCGGGAUUUGGGCUGUCUGGAUCUAGUUCGAAUGCUGCAGCAACUCAUCCACAGCUGAACUUCCCACAAUUGCCACCCGGACUGACAAUUGCCAAUUUGGCCGAACUGAAUGCCAACAUGAAUCCCUAUUUCCUGUCCUACAUGUAUGGCUCUGAAGGCUUCCUACCGCCCUCGCAGUUCUUUGACGGUGGUGCCAAGAAUGGCAAGUAGCUCCCUCUCGUGUCCUAGUGAUCAUACUGUGAUACGACAUAAUGUGUCUGCCGGGUUAGCGAUGCAUCAGGCAUACCGGGUUUGUACAACAUCCCCUUGUUGAAAAUGAAAGAGAAAACCCGUUGGAUUUAAACGAAUAACCACCUGUUUUUUUGUAAUAAAAAAAAAACAAACAAAAUCUUCAUGUAAUUUUUGCUGGUGUCAAGAUAUAAAUCUGGAUAGUUGUGUGUGUGCUUUCGUGUUAAGCGAUAGAAAAGAUAAAUAGAAGUAAAAUGAAGCAAAGAGAUAAUUUAGUGGAUAUGAUGAGGUCACUUUUUGUGUUAAAGUAAUAUUCAUGAAUAUUCUAAAUUUACUGUGUAAUCAUUGUGAAUAAUUGUGGAAUUAUUUUCGAAGAAACAAUACAAAGAGAGUAAAAUAAAUUAGUUUAAAACCA
This is a messenger RNA of Phlebotomus papatasi, 4509 nucleotides long. Its product is annotated as AT-rich interactive domain-containing protein 5B-like. Gene Ontology annotation, cellular component: nucleus. Gene Ontology annotation, molecular function: transcription cis-regulatory region binding. NCBI's taxonomy places the organism in Eukaryota, Metazoa, Arthropoda, Insecta, Diptera, Psychodidae. Gene Ontology annotation, biological process: regulation of transcription by RNA polymerase II. The record is from RefSeq and is a predicted model, not a curated record. The transcript is spliced from 5 exons. The coding region runs from base 1422 to 4076 and encodes 884 amino acids.